This is a messenger RNA of Ictalurus furcatus (blue catfish), 1334 nucleotides long. RefSeq lists its product as uncharacterized. NCBI's taxonomy places the organism in Eukaryota, Metazoa, Chordata, Actinopteri, Siluriformes, Ictaluridae. The transcript has 7 exons. Bases 58 to 1212 code for a protein of 384 amino acids. The record is from RefSeq and is a predicted model, not a curated record.
UUGUCCACCAACGAAUUCAGUCCAGAGCGUGUAACUCGGCUGAGAUCCCCCUUCAAAAUGAUCCAAGUCUUUCCAGCGAUGAUCAGAUUUUUUGUCAUGGUCCUUGGGAACACCGUGAAUUCCCACAAGACCUUCAUGGAGCGUCUGACAAUUUCACAAAAACUUCGUGGAGUGAAUUCGGUGAACGACAGUGAUGUCAUCAUUGCUUUUGUCCCAAUUGUGUCUCGAGCUGGAACUGACAUUGGAGCUGCAAUGGCCAAAAUUCCUCAGGGUAAGCCUGUUGUUCUCGUGGUGCUCCACCACACAUUCGAUCCGGAUUACAUCGCUCCAGACAGCAGACUCUGUGUAAACACAGACAGAGUGUUUGCUGUAGAUUGUCUCUAUCAUGAAGACCAAGGUCUGCUGAAAUGCCUGCUCAAUGACGACGCAAUCAGAGCCGUGAAGAAGCACCUGAGAUGCGACGACCACAUUGAGGACGACUCCAGCUGUGCACGCUGUGUUGGGUUCCAACUAUGUAUAUCCGAUGCAGAAACUGGGGGGGCGAUUUACCCUCAAUUUCCAAGGCAUGGAACAAAAACACGGGUUUUCUCAAUCAAUGAAAGUAGGAAAUUCUUGGAUGUCCAAAGUAAGAUUGAGGAACGGUUGAAGAAACGCCUUCAGCUCCAUCAAGUGGAUUCAGAGGAUUAUUGUGAUGUCAUCAUGGCUUUUGUACCCAUUGUGUCCCGGGCUGGAACAGACAUUGAAGCUGCUCUUCAAAAUAUUCCAACAAAUCGGCCUGUCAUCCUCGUGGUGCUCCACCACACGUUUGAUGAAAAUUACAUUGUACCACAGAGCAAAAGGUGUGUGAAUAGGGAUGGUGUAUUUGCUGCAGACUUCCUCUGUCAUGAAGAUAAGGGACUGCUGGAAUGCUUGACCAAUGAGGAGGCACUGAAAUCCGUCAGUGAUUAUCUGGUCUCUAUGGAACCCAGUACCCCGCUUAUACCAGUUAAUCCACGGCCACCCCGAAGACGUUCCAUCUGUUUGGGUGUCUUUGCUUUUCUUGUUGUUGUUGUUAUUAUUGCGCUACUUAUUUAUUUCAUUCAGAAAAGUCACGGACAUGGUGACACUCAAACUACGGUGAUACCUCCUAUAACUGUAACUACACAUCAGCCUAACAUAACUGAAACUACACAGCAGUCUAACAUAACUGAAACUACACGCAGUCUAACAUAACUGAAACUACACAGCAGCGUAACAUAACUGAAACUACACAGCAGUCUAACAUAACUGAAACUACACAGCAGCGUAACAUAACUGAAAUUACACAGCAGCGUAACAUAACUGAAACUACACAG